UGUUGGAGGUUGGAGCCUCUGGGCGCCAUGAGCAUUACAGUUGUCUGGGUCAGCGGGAGGAAAAAGAGGGAAAAAAUAAUAAAGCACAAAGGGAUGGAGGAGAGAACGGAGAGAGCAUCAGAGGAGGACAUGUGCAAACACUGAUAACAGCAGGACAAUUCAAUUUGCUCUGGUGUUUGGGGUAAUUGUGCACGCGAUGAAGACAACACAGUGCUGCCCCCGCGGUAUCGUCACGGAAACGCCAAUUAAUGUGGAUCAGAGAGGGUCGGAUGCUGAAUCACAGAUGAAAUGAGUGAUUGUCGACCGUGACGCAGACACUGAGCACGAGAUCAUACACACACACACACACACACACACACACAGAGUGAGGUGCGUUUGGUCUUCUGUACUUCUACUGCACAUCACAGUGACGGACAUGUUGCUGCACUGAGAAAACAUUUACGUUUGUCAUUAGGAGAACGAUUCCUUGGCUGCUCAGUCAUCUACAUCAUGUGAUCACUCAGCACUACACACACCUCUGACACCUCUGCUCUGAUUUUAUGCUUUCUCUGUAGUCCAUUUUUAACUUAUUUUAUUUAUUUAUUUAUUUAUUUAAUUUUUUUCUUGUUACUGUUUUAUUAAUUUAUUCCAUCUUUAAUGGUUUUAACAUGUUUUCUUUUCAGGUUUUUCCAUCUGUUGUGAUUUAACCGGUGGUAAAGCACUGUGCUGCAUUUCUUGAAUGAAAGGUGCUAUACAAAUAAAGUUCAUUAAUAUUAUUAUUUUUUUUUUUUUAUUACAGCAUGUUCAGUAUUGCUGGUGAAUAUAUCAGUAGAAUUGACAGUUUCACUUUUCUGUUCAUGAAAGUUGUUCCACUGUAUUGAGAGAACUGCAUCACUUCUCAGCUAAAUCCAUAUUCAUAUCCAAAUACAAGUGAAGCUCAUCCUGUCUCUAGUUUGAUAAAUAUAUUGGUUUGUAUUAGGACUGUUUGUCUCCUGAAAACAUCAGCAAACAGCAAAGAGGUCGACACCUGCAACCAAAGGGAUCAGUUAUCUAAACACUGAUAUGGACUUUGUGCUGUUGUUAUCUGUUUAUGGUGAGUAAGUCUGGAUAUUUCCAGUCUGGAUAUUUCUCAUACUCUGAACUUUAUGUUGUCAAAGCCUGAUAACCCUCCCUCUUCUUCCUGCUCUCAAACACAGCCAGCUCCACUCUGUCCAUGUAUUUCCUUGUUCCCUCCCCUUCAGAUCUACAGUUUGAAGAUGGGUGGAACCAACAUGUGGUAGAGGCCUGUUCACUGCAGAGACACAUGUUGUUCAGAUCAGAGCUCAAACUGGUUUCAGUUCUGAGGAAGUGAAACUCAGACAGUCGUUGACACUGAGAGGUGACAUGGCGCAGAAAGGAGUUCAGCUGGACCGGGAGACCUUCUCUUGUUCCGUCUGUCUGGAUCUACUGAAGGAUCCGGUGACUAUUCCCUGUGGACACAGCUACUGCAUCAGCUGUAUUAAAAGCUUCUGGGAUGAAGAGGAUCAGAAGAGAAUCCACAGCUGCCCUCAGUGUAGGCAGACCUUCACACCGAGGCCUGUCCUGGUGAAAAACACCAUGUUAGCGGUUUUAGUGGAGGAGCUGAAGAAGACUGGACUCCAAGCUGCUCCUGCUGAUCACUGCUAUGCUGGACCUGAAGAUGUGGCCUGUGAUGUCUGCACUGGGAGAAAACUGAAAGCUGUGAAAUCCUGUCUGGUUUGUCUGGCCUCUUACUGUGAGAAACAUCUCCAACCUCAUAUUGAAUCCCCUACAUUUAAGAAACACAAGCUGGUGGAGCCCUCCAAGAAGCUCCAGGAGAACAUCUGCUCUCGUCAUGAUGAGGUGAUGAAGAUGUUCUGCCGCACUGAUCAGCAGUGUAUCUGUUAUCUCUGCUCUGUGGAUGAACAUAAAGGCCACGACACAGUCUCAGCUGCAGCAGAAAGGACUGAGAGGCAGAGAGAGCUCCAGCUGAGUCGACAACAAAUCCAGCAGAGAAUCCAGGACAGAGAGAAAGAUGUGAAGGUGCUUCAACAGGAGGUGGAGGCCAUCAAUGGCUCUGCUGAUAAAGCAGUGGAGGACAGUGAGAAGAUCUUCACUGAGCUGAUCCGUCUCAUGGAGAAAAGAAGCUCUGAUGUGAAGCAGCAGAUCAGAUCCCAGCAGAAAACUGAAGUGAGUCGAGUCAAAGAGCUUCAGGAGAAGCUGCAGCAGGAGAUCACUGAGCUGAAGAGGAAAGACGCUGAGCUGAAGCAGCUCUCACACACAGAGGAUCACAACCAGUUUCUACACAACUACCCCUCACUGUCACGACUCAGUGAAUCUACAGACUCAUCCAGCAUCAAUAUCCGUCCUCUGAGAUACUUUGAGGACGUGACAGCAGCUGUGUCACAGCUCAGAGAGAAACUACAGGACAUUCUGAGAGACACAUGGACAAACAUCUCACUGACACUGACUGAAGUGGAUGUUUUACUGUCACAACCAAAGCCCAGGACCAGAGCUGACUUCUUAAAAUAUUCACAGGAAAUCACACUGGAUCCAAACACAGCAAAUACACUUCUGUUAUUAUCUGAGGGAAACAGAAAAGCAACAGUAAUGAGUCAACAACAGUCUUAUUCUAGUCACCCAGACAGAUUCACUUCAUAUUGGCAGGUCCUGAGUAGAGAGAGUCUGACUGGACGUUGUUACUGGGAGGUGGAGUGGAGAGGAGAAAGAGUUUAUGUAGCAGUCGCAUACAAGAAUAUCAGCAGAGCAGGGAGCUCAAAGGAAUGUAGAUUUGGAUACAAUCACAAAUCAUGGGCGUUAGAUUGUAACCAAAACAGUUUUUCAUUUAGUUUCAACAACAUCAGCACUCCAGUCUCAGGUCCUCGGUCCUCCAGAGUAGGAGUGUACCUGGAUCACAGAGCAGGUGUUCUGUCCUUCUACAGCGUCUCUGAAACCAUGACUCUCCUCCACAGAGUCCAGACCACAUUCACUCAGCCUCUCUAUGCUGGACUUCGGUUUUACUAUUAUGGAGACACAGCAGAGUUGUGUAAACUGAAAUAGACAGAAGUGAGUUCAAAUGUGUGUUUGAGUUCCUAAAUGUAUUUUGUGUCUUUGUGUUUGUUGCUGAGUCAUCGUCAGCACUUUGACCUCUUCUGGUUUCUUGUUGUGUUGAUGUUGGAGUUUCUUUAGGUGGAGCUGGAGCCAUGGAGGAUUUCACUGCUCAGGAACAUUUGUGUUGAUGUGUUUGUCUGUUGUUGUUUGGGCCUUAACAGAGAAAUCACCAGACCUUCCUUUAUCACAGAUGUGUUGUUCUCACUGUGUAAAGACAGAAAUCUAUAAUUACAUUUACAUUUAUGUGUUUGUCAGAUCAAAUGUUGUUGUUGUUUAAAUCCACUUACAAAUAAGAUGUGAGGUUUUAUCAAACUGUAACUAUCAUGAUAAUAAUCAGUGAGGAGAUGAUUCAUUAUUUUCUUUUCCCUCUCUGAGAUUCAGGUGAAACAAACUGAAUGUGUGGAUGAAGUGAAUCUGUUCAUGAAAUCACUGAACGAGAGUCAUUGAACAGACUUUACUGACUCAGUGUGUGAACAAACUGAAGCUUCACGUCAUGAAUAAAGUUGAUUUUCCUCAAGAAUCAAUCAAACGU
Messenger RNA from Seriola aureovittata, 3619 nucleotides. Its product is annotated as tripartite motif-containing protein 16-like. The record is from RefSeq and is a predicted model, not a curated record. Lineage: Eukaryota; Metazoa; Chordata; Actinopteri; Carangiformes; Carangidae. The transcript has a single exon. Gene Ontology annotation, molecular function: zinc ion binding; protein binding. The coding region runs from base 1363 to 3036 and encodes 557 amino acids.